UGAAGGACUGCACAUUCAAAUCUGAAUAGUUCACACGGGCUAGAGUAGAGAAGGGAGUGAAGCGAAUCAAGACUGCAUAUCUAUCGUGUCAGCUUCGACGAUCAAAGUACGGUUCAGGCGGAUUAUACAAAUAUACUUACUUCAUUUGGAUUCAUACAAAAUGCUGAUGACGAAACAGAGAAUAGCAGUCGGGGCACUGCUAGUACUAGUCUUUCUCCACUUAAAGCCCGUCACAGGCUCUUAUCCCAGGGCGCAGAAGGUCACCUGGAAAUCCACCAACUUUAAAACCAUUCUGACCUGGGAACCAUUACCAACGGAUUACUCCUACACUGUAGAAUACUCAAUGGUCUCCAGGGACAAACAGAGAAACUCUAAUUGCAUACGUAUCUCGACAACUACGUGUGAUCUGACUGGUUCACUGACGGAUUUAAAUGCCUGCUAUGUAGCCGAUGUCCUUUCUGAACCCCCAUUGGGAGCGGCCUCUGACCUCGUCGAGUUUCCGUACACACGCUCGUCGCGGUUCUGCCCCUUCAAUGACACCGAUAUAGGAAGACCCUCUUUCAAGUUGGAGGUGAGCAACGAUAAAAAGAAGACUACGAUGUAUGUGACUGACCCAUUCACUGCAUUGUUUAAAGAGGGCCACCAGCUAAACAUCAGAGACAUUUUCACAGAGAAUCUUCACUACAAAGUUACAUAUAAUCGAAAUAAAAGCUCUGGCAAGAAAGUUAUCAUCUCAAAGAACAGCAUCAUAGAGCUGACUGAUCUGGAUGAAGGAGAAAGCUACUGUUUUAAUGUGCAGGCCUAUAUUCCGAGCCGCGGCGUCAAUAAACAGCUGGGGGAGUUGAGCCAAACUCAGUGCUCUGAUGGCGAUGACGAAAAAUCCGUCUUUAAAGUUUAUUCAGUCAGUGUGAUCGCAUCUGCCAUUGUCCUCAUCUUGCUGCUGAUCAUCAUAACAGUUGUAAUAAUAGUGUGCUGCAGGCGCAAGAAGAGCACCCUCAAAACUGAAAAAGAAGGAGUCCCACUGCAAAGUAUAUAAAGGCACGUACGCCUUGCUACAUACCAUGGAGAUCGUAUCGCAACAAUUGAGCGAUCAAAAAGUGGCUCGAUCCCUGAACAAUCCUCUAAAUGUCUCAGAAAGGCCAUUUCUGUGUAAAUGAUCGAGGAGAUUCUAGUGCACUUUUUGUGCGAUCAAAGGUGUUUUUUAAGCACGUUCCCCUUCAGAGCAAGGAGGUUGACGACGUCGCUAUCCUGUGAAUUACUACGGUAUGCUGCGCAACAUUUCUCUUCGCCAAUGGGCACAAUAACAACAUUUGACAAGCUGAAAAUAGAAGGAUUUAUUCAUUAGGUGGAUGGCAACGGUUUGCCAAUCUUUGGGCUUAGGAAGAGAGUCAACUUUUGAAUAAGGAUUUAGGUUGAGCUAAAUAAUAAAAAAAAAAAACAUGCGAUGAGAAUGUGUCGUGUGUCUGUUACAUAUAUUGAAUUCAUUUCUUAAAUGUUAAUUCUUUUUAUAUGUAAUAAAGGAACCGAUUCAGGGUGUACCCCACCUACUGCCCAUAGUUAGCUGGGAUUGGCUCCAGCUCCCCCGUGACCCUCGUGAGGAUAAGUGACUCGGAAAAAUGAAUGAAUGAAUAUAAAGAUUCCUCUCACCCAAUGUUGUUUUUGUCAUCAAUGACGAUAAUGAAAAUAUUUCGAUGACUAUCUAAGAACGUGGCUUGGGAGACUAGAACAUGACACAUGCCAAUUUUUGUCUGACGAGACAAAAAUGCGACAGUUUCUGUCCUAUGUUCACAGUGCAUGACAUUUUCAUAUUGUACGUGGAGUAAUUUCUUUCUAAUUUCUUUGAGGCCUCAUGAGGCGUAUCAACACAGUGACACACUGUGUCAUUGAAUACUGACACCUGCUGGACAUUAACCUGCAGGCAACCGACUUAACAGACUGACACUGAAUUGAUGACCUAGCAUGUAAUAAAAUCAUUUGACUUUGCAUUCCUAUUGCAUUAUUUCAUAUCUUUAUACUAUGUGAACAGUAAUUAUAAUGUGAAAAUCUAAGCAUGAAUGAGAAUGCUUGCAGACUUCUGAUAAAAUUUUGUUUAUAAAAUUGUUUUUCUUUCCAAAUUUAUCCUGCUGUGGACAACACACACACAUGGAACCAACGAUGUCAGCGUCCACAAGAAUCCUUUAGCCAGUUGAAAGAGGUUUGGAUAAUAUGUCCGUUAGCUCCUCCAGUAUUGAAGAGUAUCUGCUUUGCGUGCCAGGUAUCGUUGCACUUCUGCUAUUGCAUCUACAGUUGCAUUACCUCCUUGAUUCCCCACUUCGUCAAUUGCUACAAUAGGCCAUCAGAGAAAAAAAUUAAGUGGACAAUAAAUUAGAGCUUAAAGUGCCAAUGACAGCAAUAAUUAUCAGUAUACAGCUAACACUACAGCAUGCAGAACAACUGUGGAUUCAGCCUAUUUUACGGAUUUCGUUUAUUUUUCGCAUCACGCCAGCCCUAUGUGCUGCAGGCUUUUGUUGCUGCACCAGGGAGAGGUGUGUGAGCCUUUUUGGGUUUCAAAAAGUUCUCGUUAAUGGAUAAUGGCCAAAACAAGUUCGACAACUGUGUGACCAUUGUGAGGUGAGUUAGCUUUAUGUUUUAUGUCAAAUACUGGGAUGAUGGCACACGUUUUAAUAAGGAGAUGGCUUCCAAAUUGUGGGUGAAAAUACUCCGUCCACCGAGAAGGCCACACGGCCGAUGAUAGGCGUGCCCGCUGAGAAUGCGCUUCCUCGGCUUGGCUGUGAGCACCGCCCCGCUCGGACGUCGGCCGGUUUGGCUGGCCGAUCCAGCCCACUCGGUCCUGUUUGCGUGCCCGCCGAGAAUGCGCUUUCCUCGGCUUGGCCACGAGCAGACGACCGUUCCGACAUCGGCGGUCAUUCUCCAGCUGCUUCCCCGGCAAACAAGCUCUCCUGUCCGCAGCAGGGAAUCGACGAAGUGUAACUUGCUCGCUGCCGAGGGGGUGGGGGUUGAGGUUUGCCGAUCAGUGAAGACAACUAGCUGUCAGGCCUACUGGUUUGUUUACACUCUCCGAAAUGGCAAGGAAAUGAAAAAAGCCGGACUAACUCCGGUGGCAUAAAAUAUCGUUCGGGAGGCACAAGAAGUGGACAGAGUAAUUUUGUUAUGUUGUACUGAAUAAAUGCAUUUGUAAUAUUUCAUAUUCCAUUUAGCAAAAGACAUUUCUCAUGACCAUACCAUUUAUCUAGCAAUUGGGGAAAAAUACUUCGAAAAAAGAAUAUCCUGUAAGAAUAUUGGAGAGAUUGAAACAAUCAUGACAUUUUGCUGCUCUGUGUUGUAUUUUCCUCGUUCUGAAUAUUCCCUCUCAAUGGGUUGAAUUAUAAAUCAGAUGAAAUAAUGCUGACGUCAUCCUCCAGCUGGGGACGCUAGUGCGCUAUAGACCCUACUCACCUACGUCACAAAAUGACGUGUCGCUGUAUCCGGCCACCAUAUUGUCCGUAUUUUUUAGACCUAUUCUCAUUGUUUUCAAUUAGUCGUGCAAGUUAUACAGCAAUUCAUGGAAGCCCCGGUGUUAUCUGACGCUGUAAACUCAUUGGAUGCGUUGCAUAAAAGGCGUUAUGUGGAAAAGCUUCAGUUCAUCCAUUCGCCAGAUCCAUAUUUGAUGCCUAAAUCGAUGUUUUUCGACCCGCUGUCUUCACCGUCUUUGCCUGACAUCUGCUUCCCUGAUAUUUACAACUAUCUUGUCCACACAAAAUCAGCCUAUUCUCACGAAAGUUUGGAAAAACUUAUAAAUACUUCAUUGCUGGUUGGGUGAAACAGGUCCUCGUCCACGAAAAUUCGGCAGGAAUCUGUCUUGUGCUUGGGAAGGUGAGUUACGAAACUUUCAAUUCAAAAUCUUUUGUUCUUGCUAACAUCCACUGUCAAGUCUAAUGUAUUUCAUGUCAUUUGUCAAUGGAGCUAGGGCUUUUAAUGUUUAUAUGGUUUAGCGACCGCACUCUCACUACAUACAUAUAUAAUAUGUAAUAAAUAUGAAGAGUGAUAGCACUACUCCAGAUUGUCCCUAGUUGAAUUUAUUUUUUGGCUUUGGACCUCAAUAGUGAAAUUGUAAAUUAAUCGUAUGACAACUGUCUUAUUAUCCCCUUAUAUAUUUUCAGGUAGUUCAUUCACAACGUCUGAGUGUAUGUUGUCGGCGAUUAGCCUAGCAAUGGUCUUAAUUGUGGUUGUCAGGCCAAAACCCUCUAAAUAUAUAUUAAAUGCAUCUUACCAGAUAUAAAAUGACCACUACAUAAUCUGUGGUAGUCGUUUGGAGCCCAGUUAUCUGGUCGAAUUGCAGCAGUCCAUCUCGCUCUCUUCUCCGGGUCUCUCGGAAUACGGUAAAACUUCAAGUCUCUCCAUCUUCUCCGUUUUAGCAACCGACCGCCACACACGACUUCACCAUUUUGAAUAUUAAUGUUAACGAGCAGAAAAACAUGCCAUAAUAGGAGGAAUUUAUGAAGGGCUAAUGCAUUAACAUGACGAGUAAGACGGACAACGUGGCGCGGGGGCGUGGCUGUGACGUCACGUGAGUAGGGUCUAUAAUGACAGGCGGGUCCAAACGGCAGAUUAAAAGACUAAUUUCUCGUCAUCUGCCCUUUACCAAAUUGUUGUGUAUAGUCGAAUCGUCUCAAAAUCCUAUUCUAAUUCACAUAAUAAUGCUAUUUAAGAUUUUUUUUAUGCUGUCACAGGCACUUUAAUUAAAUAAAUUAUCAACAAAGCUAAUGUUGGAAAGUAAAGAAAUGGCUUAUGAUUAUUAUGGCUUAGGUGAUUAGCCUUGGUGUAUGAGAAACUUCAUUCUCAUGAUUGGCCCAAUAACGCCUCAGCAUUGAGGAGGUGGCUACUGUUUGUGUAUGACUGGUUGAAAGUACAAAUGUGAUGGAUGUGAUUGGGCGCGCUCGGGUGGGGGGCCCCGGUGCCGCCAUUUGGCAGCGUAGGGUCGGUUGCAGAUAGGUUUACACUCACAAGGGAUUCACACAAUUAGUGGUUUCGAGAUUACAGAGCUGAUUUGUGUACACUUCACCCCUCCCAAUCACUUACCUUAAAGACUACCCCCCUCUUCCUAGUCAACAGGCCCCCCACAUGGUGUCAACUAGAAAUACAUCCAGCUGACGAUAGCGCCAACAUAUUCAUAGUUAGUGUAGGCGUUCAAUGUAUUUGUUUUUUUUCUUUUCUUGUGUUUCGUUUCUUCUGUUCUCUCAAAAACCCUUCCUGUUCGCUGCUUUGUCAUAAUAAACGAGGCAUGUUGAAUGAUCGCAGUGGGAGUAUGUCAUACUCUCAAUGUGAAACAUUAAAACUGUUCAGACCAACCCGACACUUAGACUUCCAUUCUUUGUGUCAAACAGCUGAACGGGACAGGUUUUAAAAAAAAAAAAAAAAAAAAAAAAAAAAAAAAAAGUACAAAUGUGACAUUCCACUUGCAAAAAAAUAAUGCUCUUAAAAUGAUAUUUCAAUGGAAUAUGACAAGUCAAAAAUCUGAGACAAACCUGGUGAAGAUUUAAAUAAAUACCUUAUUCUCCAAUGAGAUCUAAAUUGUCCCACAUGGCUGACAACUUGCGGUUUUCCUGUGUUUG
Molecule: messenger RNA, 5591 nt
Organism: Corythoichthys intestinalis (scribbled pipefish)
Lineage: Eukaryota; Metazoa; Chordata; Actinopteri; Syngnathiformes; Syngnathidae
Gene: f3a
Product: coagulation factor IIIa
Exons: 6
Coding region: 161-1036 (291 amino acids)
Biological process (GO): blood coagulation; cytokine-mediated signaling pathway
Cellular component (GO): plasma membrane
Molecular function (GO): protein binding; cytokine receptor activity
Source: RefSeq, a predicted model, not a curated record